Clupea harengus (Atlantic herring) is the source of this 4397-nucleotide messenger RNA. It is a transcript of the gene ube2r2, whose product is annotated as ubiquitin-conjugating enzyme E2R 2. Lineage: Eukaryota; Metazoa; Chordata; Actinopteri; Clupeiformes; Clupeidae. The record is from RefSeq and is a predicted model, not a curated record.
GCAGACACGCAAAGGGAUAACCGGAAGCAUCGAUAGGGCGAUUUGGUUGAAGGCAAAAAGAGUCGGUGGCUGUAGUCCGUCAAUGUAGCUACGAAUUUUGCGUUUGUACUUACUGAGGCAGUGAAUAUAUAUUUCUAACCUUUCGACAAAAGAGUUGGUGAAGGUGUAGGCCUGAAAAAUUAUUAUAUUUUGCAUAGAAAACGUCAUCCGAAAGCAGGCUGGUUAUGAACGUUUGAAGAGGGGAGCAGCUACAGACCCAGAUAGCUAAACAAAUGUAAACAACCACUGGAUCAGCUGUGCAGACGGCGAAUCGGGGACGAAUCAGAAAGACGCAGAGAUGACAGCGAAAGCUACGUUUUAUUAACAAGAGUUCAUGAUUUAUGGAGUUAGCAUAUUUCUAUAAGUAGCUGCACACAUAAAUCCUAACCGCCAGGAACAAUUUGUUGAAAAGACACCUCCCUACCAGCGAGCUAACUACUGCUUCCUCAGAGCUAACGUCAGUAGCUAGAUAGGUGGCUAGCGACGUCAAUGAACAAGCUGAAUGCGUUUUAGUCAGUUAUUUUUGUGGCAUCAUUUUACAAUAGGUUGUAUAUUUAAGUUACUACCUGUAGAUCUGAAAAUUGUAUUAAAAGUUGUAUAAAAGUGCACCGUUUGCCCCAAGGCUCGGAAUAUCUGGCAGCUAGCUGGAUAACCCUAGUUGACGUUGUUUGCUUUUGGUCAAAGUAAAUAGGCUACUUUCAGUUUGACCGUGAACUUAAGACAAAAGCUUGUGGUCGUCUACGCGAGAAAAUCCAUCUAGAUAUUUUUUUGUCGUUAAACUCAAUUUACCUAAAGAGAGGUGCGGUAAAUCAGCAAGUGAAGACAGAAGGAUUGUCAUGGCACACCAGCAGAUGCCCAGCUCUCAGAAGGCCCUGAUGCUGGAACUAAAGUCCCUCCAGGAGGAGCCAGUGGAGGGCUUCCGCAUCACUUUGGUGGAGGAGUCUGACCUCUACAACUGGGAGGUUGCCAUCUUUGGUCCCCCCAAUACACUGUAUGAGGGGGGUUACUUUAAGGCCCACAUCAAAUUCCCCAUUGAUUACCCCUACUCCCCUCCCACGUUCCGCUUUCUCACCAAGAUGUGGCACCCAAAUAUCUAUGAGAAUGGUGACGUGUGCAUCUCCAUCCUCCAUCCACCCGUGGAUGACCCCCAGAGUGGAGAGCUGCCCUCUGAGAGGUGGAACCCCACACAGAAUGUCAGAACCAUCCUCCUCAGUGUGAUCUCUCUCCUGAACGAGCCAAACACAUUCUCCCCAGCAAAUGUGGACGCCUCUGUCAUGUUCCGCAAGUGGAGGGACAGCAAGGGCAAAGAUAAAGAGUAUGCAGAGAUCAUCAGGAAACAGGUGCUGUCCACCAAAGCGGAGGCCGAGCGUGACGGGGUGAAGGUGCCGACCACGCUGGCCGAGUACUGCAUUCAGACCAAAGUGCCUUCCCACGACAGCAGCUCCGACCUGCUCUAUGACGACCUCUACGACGAUGACAUCCAGGAGGAAGACGAUGACGAAGAAGAGGCAGAGACCGGCGGGAUGGGCGGCGAGAUGGGUGCGGACUGCUUCGAUGACGAGGACGACUCGGGCAACGAGGAGUCCUGAUGGGCCCCGCCUCACUCCGUCCCCCUUCCCCUUCCUUUCUGCACCCACCCACACCCACACCCACACCCAUGCACACACACUUGCCCCCACACCCACACCAUUUAAAGAAAAACUUUUGCCCCCUCAGUUCUAUGUUGCUUGUCUGUGUCCAUGUUUUGGAGUUGGUCUUCAAUAGGAAUUCCAUGUGGUGGUUAAUUCCUCUUCCUGUUUUUGUCAGUCCCUUUCCAUACUCUCUUCUGUUAUCCCUCUAUUUUUCACCGGAGGAAUUGAGAAAUGCCUCUGAGCUCCUUGUCUUGGGGAUCCAGAACUUGGCCAAAAAAGUUUGGAAGGCAUCUUCUCCAUAUUGCCCUCACCAUUUAUUUGAUUGCUUUAUAGAGCCUUUUGGCACUUUCUUGUUUAGGUAUCACUUCAUCCUACCCCCACCUCUACUCCUCAGGGCCUAAGGGUAUCUGCUGAUGCUUCACCCUCGCCCCAUGGCAUGUCAGCUGCCACCCUCGUCUCUCACAUUGAACCUGCUUUUACUUGCUUUUUUCUUUUGCGUUUCUGUUAUGACUCUCCCAUUACACUCUUUCUCUGUCUCCUAGUCGCUCUCUGUCUUCACAGUCUUCCCUUCAAAGCCUUUGCUUCCCGAAAUGAACGGCGCAGAUGAGCCAAAUGAGAAAAGCUUGAGCGAUGUACGAGUGAAUGUCACUUGGUUGUGUCUGCUCCUCGUUGCUCCUCCUGACCCCGUCGCUUCCUUUCUCGGUCUCUUUCUCCUCUGUCGCCUUCACAGCAUAGCGCUUAGCGUUUCAUCUGUCGUCCACCUCAUGUAUCCUGGCUGUGGCAUUCGCUCACGUUUCUCAUUUCAUGUAAAAUGACACAAAUGAGGCAAGUCUCCCUGCCAAGGAAGAGACUGAGGACACACAAAAGGCAAACAAAGGAGUCCUCUUCUGUGUUUUUGUCUGUAUCAAGACAUCACGAGCGCAGGUGUCUUGGUUUGGACUUCUCUCUUCAAUGGGAAGCUGGGACUGAGGAUGUACCUCACCUUAACUGUUGUAGAUUGAGCUGACUGCCUUUUGAGCUACUUGGUGUUCUCUGAGCCAGACACAUUUUCACCCCUAAGGAAAAUGGGAGUUUUUACCCCUCUUAAUUUCUGUGGAGUUGUUAUCAUUUAUGAGCCCCAUAGUUUUAGUGCAACUGCUCACAGGUGCUGCAAUCUUGUACUCUGAAAAAAAAAAAAAACACACUUGCUCGACGACACACAAGCACACUGGCCACUUGAACGCAGGAAGCUUGAGACUUCAGAGAGCCAUGGGAUGUGCUUAGAGAUGACUGUCUCUUUUGAUACCCUUGUUACAGGGCAACAUCUGUCUUCUGGGUGUCACAUGGCAGCCUCAGAGGCCUGAACAGAACAGAGAUGCACUCUGAUGUUGGCGGGGGAUGUCUUCGGCUCCCCUCAGCCGACUUUACAUUUUGUUUCUUUUCCUUUUACGUUUUUGUUUUUGUUUUAUAUCAAUCUUUUAAUCAAAGCUGAAUUUGUUUUCUGCCGCUUUGGAUCACAUACCUCUUCUUUUCAAUAUCCAAGGACAGAUUAAGGCAGUUGAGGGUGAGAUGUCAGACUCCACAAAUCCGGAACCCUCUACAGCAUGGUGCGGUGAGGGCUUUUUAUUAUACCCCGCUUCCUGAACAUUCUGUCACCUGUGGUAUGUUUGAGACAGUUUGCCUCAUGAGCAUGCGAGUGUAUUUGGGGAUGAGUGUGUAUGUGAUUUUAAUUUUUUUUGGUUGGUUUGUUUGUUUAACAUGUUGCUCACCAAGCCUGGACUGUUGGUGACACCCUCUUGACAACAGGGCAAGAAACAUCGCAGAAUAACUGAUGGGGCACAAAUAUUGCCCACUCUGCCCUCUUACCAGCUGUAACUCUCAAUACAAAAAAAAUACAAAAUACAAAAAAAAAAAUUAUUUCACAGGACACUGUGGGGGUACUUUCCUGGAUUUGUCUGCCGCAACAGACCUCAGGACUGUUUCAGAGGAACUGAUCUACUACAGUCACACACCAAACCCAGUCUUGUAAAAGCAGAAGAAAACAAAGUGUUUCAUGCAAGAAUGCUGAGACUUCUUUGUACCAAGAGGAUGGACGAUGUGACUGGGAACUUCUGACUCAACAUUCUGGAGAUGGAGCCUCCCUCUCCAGCCUUACAGACUGAAUGUCCAUUUGAAAAGAUCACCCUAAGAAGUGUUGUGAAAAAGUGGUCUACAGUGGAUUUGUUUUGUUUUUUUCAGGAUUCUCUUAUUUCUGUCUCUGUGUGUGUAAGAGUUGAUGAUAAGGUCUCCACGUUAUUGCCCUGAAGACCUAUCUCCAAGUUACUGAUGAUGAACUGAGGAACUUCAAGAGCUGUGGUCACAGGAAGAGUACCUGGAUGAAUAGAGUGAAUGUGUCAUUGUUUGUCUUCUUUCAUUUCCUUUAGAUUUUCUUUCUAUUCUGUAGUCUUGUGGGAGAUUAAGAUAAUGCUAAAAUAAAAAAAAAUUAAAAAAAACACUUUAAAGGAUGCAAAUCACCUCUGCAAAAAAAAACUCAAGGUUUUGUCCAAAAUAAAAAAUAAAAACAUUGGACAGCUGCAAUUUCCUGGGAUGCCUAAGGUUACAUGAGUUUUGGGGUGUGUGUAUGGUGUGCCCCGUAGGCAUUGGCACAUUCAGACUGCUUGUUAGAUCACUGAUAAUGUUCUUUUUCUGUUCAUGUGUGUAUGUAUCGGGAUUGCACCCCCAAAUUUGCGAUUAAAUCUUAAGGCCACA